Molecule: messenger RNA, 3078 nt
Organism: Giardia duodenalis
Lineage: Eukaryota; Fornicata; Diplomonadida; Hexamitidae
Product: PX domain-containing protein
Exons: 1
Coding region: 1-3078 (1025 amino acids)
Molecular function (GO): phosphatidylinositol phosphate binding
Source: RefSeq, a predicted model, not a curated record
AUGGACGGUGAUCAGGAGCAGGGCGGAUACCAAGCCUAUGGAUGGGGGGACUACGGGACGAGCCAGGACGAGACCACUGGUGACCACCAGAACCCCUACGCAAUGGCCGCGGACAUGGACUACUAUGGCGCCCCUUACGUGGCCGGUGAUGGUUCCAACCCAUACGCAUAUGCCUAUGGCUUGCCAGAAGAUAAUGCUUACAAUGAUCCUCAGGAACUGCACAACGACGAACCCAAAUUGGAGGCAGGGCCUAUUGAUGAUGAGCCACAAGACCAGCCCGUGGACACCUGUAAGGAUGAGGCCCCUAGGCCCGAGAAUCCCGACAACGAUGAUGUCCAGCCACAAUACAUGCUCGAACCAACAAACACCAAUGACCCUCCUGCAGAGCAGCCGGAUGAAAUGUUCGGCUUUGGGGCUAACCUUGCGGAUGGCGCCGCUGAGGUCCCCGACGCUAUCGAGCCUAAUGAUGCUUUCGGCUUCUUUGGCUUUGAUGAUGCGCCAUCGACGCCUGCCGCAAUUAGUGAGGCACCUGCCCCAGAUUUGGCUGCCUUUUCUGAUGUGACUCCAGUUAUGCCGUUCUCAGACAAUGACAUCUCAGCCGUUCCGAUAUGCGUCUCCAGGGUACCUACGCCUUCUGAUUCAGUCCCCAUUGACCCCAGUCCUCAGACAGCCUUUGCUCAAGGGCCAGAGGUCGUCGACCCCGCUCAAGCAGAAGACUCAGCAGCUCUGCUCGAGCAUCUCCGCAGAGUCAGGAAGAUGCUGGUCAUAGAUCAGAUUCUGCGUUUGCGCGCAGCUGUUGGAGCGGACAGAGUCUUCAGGGACAUACAACCACAACAGCUAGUACCUAUUGAGAGCCGCGAGGAGAUAAGCAUGGCUCUACCUUGUGACGAGUCUUUACAGCAGGUCCUGAGCGAGGAACCGCAAUGCAGUCAGGAGGUAGAGCUUUUGCGAAGCUUCUCCAACGCUGAUGAGUACGUAUCUGAGGAUGUUGUUUCCAGACUGCAAACAGACCCGGAGACAGAACGAAGCAUUCGUGAGGCGGAGGCUAUCAUUGAGGAUGCGGUAGUACACACCCCUGAGAUCAAGGACCUGGAGAGCUUGCCUGAUAUGGAGACAGCUCCACCUCUGGAGCACAUUUCUAACAAGACUGAAUCGGAUUCAUUCGAGAGAAUACAAGACAGUGACCUUAUUGAUGAACUCAAAAGCGAGAUAUCUCAAUGGGGACAGCCAGCCCUAGAGGAACAUAGCUGUGCAAGCUCGGUCCAUCGUCAGGUCACUCCUUGUGAUAGUACUCCGGACGACUUUGCCCCACCUGACUCGCAUGGGCCAGAGAGCCUGCUAUUGCCUUCUGAGGAUUUGGUUGUUGAUCGUGUCGCAACUCCUGACGUUCUCGAUGGGUCGUUUGGGCUAGCACAAUCUUCUGAUGUAUGCCAAGAAGAGCCUUAUAUUGAACAGCAGGUGUCGGUCCACGAACAAGAAUAUGAGCCUACACCGGAAGGGGUACUUCAGCUUCCGGAAGAGACGCUGGAUGAAUUUGAUAUUGAAAUGGCUCGCAAAGAGGCAGAGAUGCUUGAGCAGGCGCGACGUGAAGAGGAGGAGAUGCUGCGCCAGGCCGAGGAGGACCUAUACUGCCAAGAGGAAGAGCCUCAAGGGCUUGAGGACGAGACAGGCCAUGCAGCUCUACGUACAGAACAAGAAGUGCAGGAGGACUCUUUGGUUGUAUCCAGGCUUGAUACUCCUGCGAUAAGUUUGGUCGUCGAUAAUGAGGAUAGUGAUAGCCUGUAUGUUGAUAGGCUGAAUACACCUGUUGUAGAACUACACACUCCACCAAAGCAUCUUCCCAAAUCACAUACCAAGCAUAAAGCGGAGCAUCAGAGGGAUGAACAUGCCAAGGAAAAGCAUCAUGCUGCCAAGCAGAAGAAGGAGAAGAAGCUUGAGAAGCCUGAGAAGGAACCGAAGCAUGAAGCAGACAAAAAGAAGACUAGCGCAAUCAAGAAGAAGCCCGACCUCAUUAAGGAAACUAAAGACGCACCAGCAGAAAAGCCACAGAAGAUUAACGGAGACACUUCUUCGUCUAAGCCCCACUCCACCAUCAAAUCCACUACCGAGACGCGUCGUGCAGAUAAGAAGAUUGCUAAGAAGCAGCAGAAGGACAAGAAGGAGCCUAUGGAGCGCGAGACGUCUACAACCGUAUCAUCUCUAACAGAGUCCUCUCACAGCGAAGACAUCGCCGUGGCAGAGAAAUUGCGUGAAGAGCAACUUCGAAAGAUUGAGGAGCAGAAGAAACGGCAGGAAGAGAAAGAGCUGCGGCGUCUUUUAGCCGAAGAGAAGUUGCGGAUGGACAAGGAGAUUGAACGGGCCAAUCGCAAAGCUGACCGUGAGUACCAAAAACUUGAGGCAGAGAGGAAACGCUUCGCUGUCAAUUCGCAGAUAGAGUCCAACUCUACGACGUCUUCUGCGAUAGACACAACUAAUAGUGGCCUUCUUUUGGAUAGAGAGCUGAUGCGUGAGAUUCGCCUUCGUGAAAGGCGCGACAAGGAGCUUCAGGCUUUACGGCACAACAUCGAGGCUCAACUAGAGAGAGAAUCCGAUUCUGUUGAGUAUGAUCCGUCUGUGCAGACACUGAGUGCAAUUAGAAGGAGUGGCCAUGGAGCUGCAUCGUCCAUAGUUAGAAGCAACAAGCAUAGGGAUAGCGGCAGACAUGUAUCCCUGUUCGUCGACACCUCGUCAUGCUCCAGUUUCUAUGUCAAGGUGUUGAGCCACCGCACUGUUAUUAUUUCUGGGUCGCGACCCUUCAUUAGUUACUACAUUGAGCUGGGCAUGGACGGCAGGAGGCUCCACAUAAGCUGCCGCUUUUCGGAGGUCAAGGAGCUUCACGCGGCAAUCUCUGCGGCCUAUCCUGCAGCGACUUUGCCUGACAUCCCACCCGACAGGCCUUACGCUUUGGGCGGCUGGAAGCCGGAGUUUAUUAGGGAACGAGCAAGGCUUUUAGAAGCUUACCUUUAUAGCAUGCACUCCAUAACGUUUGUGCGUACGAGUAACAUAUACAGACAAUUCUUAAAGGCAGCUCGCUGCUGA